Molecule: messenger RNA, 2611 nt
Organism: Chara braunii
Lineage: Eukaryota; Viridiplantae; Streptophyta; Charophyceae; Charales; Characeae
Source: the annotation of a GenBank genome assembly
GCUAGGGGUCAAGAGGACUUAUGAGAGAGGGGGGUGAGUCGUUAUCCAUCUUUGGAGGCCGGGCCUCACAGGUUAGACAAGAGGGGAUCUCCCGCUGAUCUGAUCGGGCCCGUUCGAUAAGUCAGUCCUCUCUUUUGUUUCAUUUUAUUUAUUUAUUUAUUUAUUCUUUUAUUCUGCUGCAUGCCAUUCUCUAAGUCCAAAUGAAUCGUCGCUCCGGCUAGGAGUUCUACCUUCUACUCUGUGUGUUUUACUGAUUGUUUCUUUCAUCUGAACUAUCUAUGUCCGGUAUUGAGACACGUGCGCAGAAAGCGGGAAGAGAGAGAAGGGAGAGAGAAGGUGUUCUGUUUGAGAGUGUGAGGAAGGGCAAGAGGAGUGUUCGUCCAAACGUGAGGAGAGAGCGGACCCCUCUUGAGAGAUCUACUAACACCCCUUCCUCUGGCAUGGCGAACAUCACAUCUGCCCAAUGGCAGGCCAUGCUGGACGCAGCGGACGAGAACGAGAAAUCGUUCUUCCAAAAGCUUUAUGGCGAUGCCGUGCAAAGGGAGAGAGAGGCAGAGGCAGCAUCCAGAGCCACAAGCAUUGCUGAUCAGGUGGCCCUCCUGCAGGUCCCGGAAGCUAAUGUUGACCGGUUCCAAGAAAGGUUAGCUGCUGCCGUAGCAACCUUGUUUCGACUGCGGACCCUGGAAGACCUUGAGUCCCGUGUGACAGAACUGGAGCAGCGGAACCAAGAGCUGCAGGCUGAGAUACUCAGCCUUAAACAGUCCCAACUGUCUACCCCUCGUCCUCCUAACCCUCGACCUGCUGCAGUCCUAGUCUCUCAAUCUAAUACAGUCCUCAUGGCAAGAGCAAGCGGAACUGUGACGAGCGCAGGAACGGGUGCCAGCUCCUCAAGCGGCAGCGCCGACAGUUCUGCACUAGUCAUAGUCCCAAAUGCAGGGACAACAGCCCAAAACGCCAUCGUCCUUACUGGCGUACAGGGCAGCGGUCCCGUAGUGGACAAGCGGGCGGCCACUUUGCCGUCCAAGUACGACGGGAAAGCGGAUAUCACCUCUUGGAUUAGUUCCAUGCGCUCAUACUUCGAGGUUAUGCGGUCACCGCAGGAAGACCGAAGCAUGAUCAUGGGCACUAAUACUGAGCCCGCCGUACAGAAUCACAUUGAGCUCCAAGCUGUUGCUGCAGGUUAUGAAAGAAUUGACCUGACUGAGUGGCUGAAUGUAACCCCUGUACGCACCCUUGAGGACCUUCUCAUCACACGGUACCAAGAUAAGCAUGCUGCGCUCAAGGCAAGGCUGAAGCUUGAGGCCCUCAAGGGCCAAACAUGGAGGUCCUCCAUGCAGGCUUUGGAACAACACUUAACUGGUUUGUUCACCACUCCAAACCUGGGAAUGACCGACAUGUCUUGCAUGGAUGUAGUCAUGGGAGUGGCCCCUAAAGAAUACCUCUCCCUGUUAGCACUCAAAGACCAUACCACCUGGCGAGAGCUCAUGACGGAUCUAGUCAACCUAGAGGCCAAGGACCUCGCUAGGCGUAAGAAGGCGCCCGCUGCAGGUGGAAAACCACAAUGCAAGCGGUAUGGAAGCAGCAACCAGCUUGCCCUGCAUGAACAUCGGGAGGCUGAAGAUCAGUCCUACGCGGAUGAUCUGUCUCUAGAUGACGAUCUAGAGCCGGACUCUAAUAUGAAUCAGAACACGUGGGACAAGGAGUUGUACAAAGUGAAGGGACUGUACAACAACUCCAUCCACUCUGCAACUGGUGUGACACUAAACCAGUUGCAAUACGGAUGGCCGAUGCGUAAUCCCCUCUCCUAUCUGUUUCCCGAACGGUCACCUGGUCUGAUGCUCGGCAUGUCUGGCUACAAUGCCAAGUAUGCACGCUUGCUCAAAGUUGUUAUUGCAGCCAUGAACAAGCGCCAGCAUGCCAUGAUCAAACAUGCUAACAAGUUGCGCAAAGAAGCAAAAUUCAAAGUAGGGGAUUAUGUUUGGGUCAAAAUGUCUGAGUUUUCUGAUGAAGAGGGCGUAUCACGAAAGUUUCUUCCAUUGUACUAUGGCCCUUGGCAUAUUCUGAAGGUGAUUGGGGAUGAUUUUGGUCCUUCAUAUGUGAUUCACGUGCCUCCUCAUAUGCGCACGUAUCCGGUAUUUCAUGCGUCCAAACUGUUCCCACACAUUGAUGAUGAGACUUUUCCCUUCCGAGACCCUAUGAUACCUCGCUCUAUCGACGACGGCCAUGAGAUAGACAAAAUCGUUUCUCACGAGGGAAGAGGGAGGAACAGACAGUACAAGGUUCACUUCCUCUAUCACCCGUUGACUGAAUUCUUCUGGAUCGACCGAAAAGAGCUGCUAAAGAAUGCUCCCCGUGUUGUGAACGCUUAUGAACGACAAAUCGCUGAGGGACAGAUUGCUAAAUUUAUUGCAAAAAUGCCUCCUCACGGACUUACUAAGUCUCUCUUUCUUAUUUACUCCUACGAUGCAUUUUGUGCCAACUCUGAAUGAGUUACUCGCUCGAAGGGACCUCGUUCUUGAGAGGGGGGUAGUGUAAUGACCCGCCAAAAACACAGACUAAGAACACUGCUGAUUUUUGGGAUUUGCCGCUGGAAUGAAUGCCUUGCUGAAAU